CCCUUCCCUCUUUUUCCCCCAUUUCUUCACUUUCCCAGGCACCAAACCCCCCCAAAUCUCAACCGCCCUUUCCUCCCAACUUUGCGCCACUUUGUGAGUGCCAUAAAAAAGCAACUCCACCAAACACCAGCACAACCCUUUCUUGCUUCUCGCCAUCGUCGCGUCAAAGCAGCACUUGAUUUACAGCGCCCAUCGGCCCUAAAUCCUCUCUACCUCACCACAACCACCAAAAACACAACCAUCACAAUGCCUCGCCCCUCAAAGAAGGCCCUCGCCGCUACCCCCAGCGCUCCCGUCGCUGCCGUUCCCGUCGCGCCUGCUCAGCCCGUGCAGCCCCUCCAGAUCCCCCAAAGACACAUUGAUGUCGAGGGUUUCAUUCGCGUCCGCGACUCGGUUCACCAGCGCCUCAUCACCAUCCUGGAGUUGAUCAAGAACUUCUCCGAGGACUACUACCGCCAGACCAGCCUGCUUCUCGGCGAGUCUGCACACGAGGCUAUCCCGGGCAUUGACCACCCUUUGAACACCUUGGAGCACGCUGCCCAGAGCAUCGCUCCCCUGGCCCUUGGUCUCCAGCCCGGUGUUGCCUACCACCCUGCCCCUGUUGAGGAGAAGAAGGAGCGCAAGAAGCGCACCCACGACCCCAAUGCUCCCAAGCGCCCCCUGACCCCCUACUUCCUGUACAUGCAGACCGCCCGUCCCAUAAUUGCCAACGACCUUGGUGAUGCCGCUCCCAAGGGUGCUGUUCAGGAAGAGGGCCAGCGCCGCUGGAAGGCCAUGAACCUUCAGGAGAAGGCCGGCUGGAACAACGCUUACCAGUACAACCUCCGCCUCUACCAGGCUCGCGUCCACUCCUACAAGCAGGGUGGCAACCUUGAGGCCAGAAACAUGGACGAUGAUACCGCUCUCAAGUACGCCGAGGAGCACAACAUCCAGAUCAACCCUGUUGAUGUUGUCCCCGAUGUUGAGGAUGCCAUCGCCGAGCAGCUCAACCAGGCCAACACCGUCGAUGCUCCUGGUGAAGAGGAAGAGGAGGAGGAAGUCCCUGCUCCCGUCAAGACCCCCAAGAAGCCCGCCUCUACCCGCAAGCGCAAGACCGCCACUCCUGCUGCUGAGCCCGAGGCCAAGGCUGCUGCCACUCCCGCAAGCCCUGACAAGAAGCGCCGCCGCACAUCCACCAAGGCCGCUGACGCCACUGAGUCAGCGGAGCCUGCCAAGAAGAGCAGAGCGAAGAAGGGCAAGAACUAAGCAUUUUGCUUCUUUCCACCCCUCCUUCUACUCGUUUUUUCUUGUUUCUAGGUUUCUGGGUUUUUGCAAAGAUGAUACCUCGUUGCGCGGCGGCUUGUCGUCGAUCCUUACCCCUUUACUGUCCCUAUGCUGGCGCAGAUAUACACGGGUGUGUGAGGUUCUGAACUGGAGGGGGAAAAAAGGAAGGAUCACAUCUACUUCGGUCCUCGGUCGUUGCGUGAGCCUACUGCGCGCGCAACGCGGUGUGUAUGAUUUCACAAGGCGUGUGGUUUUGGGACGGUUUUUCCAACGGAUACAACACGUGUGAGAGAGAGAAAGGAAUACAAAACUCCCAACUUGAGUGUGGGCGGUUUAUGGAUCCAAUGGGCUUUUGGUUUGGGCUGGCUCUGCUUGUUUUCCAGUUAGUCCUGUAUGUAUAAUGACGGACAUGAGAGAAUCAAACAAUAUUGAUCUUCAC
Colletotrichum scovillei is the source of this 1702-nucleotide messenger RNA. RefSeq names its product HMG box protein. The coding region runs from base 247 to 1245 and encodes 332 amino acids. The record is from RefSeq and is a predicted model, not a curated record. The transcript has 2 exons. NCBI's taxonomy places the organism in Eukaryota, Fungi, Ascomycota, Sordariomycetes, Glomerellales, Glomerellaceae.